Molecule: messenger RNA, 878 nt
Organism: Solenopsis invicta (red fire ant)
Lineage: Eukaryota; Metazoa; Arthropoda; Insecta; Hymenoptera; Formicidae
Product: proteasome subunit beta type-2
Exons: 3
Coding region: 176-799 (207 amino acids)
Biological process (GO): proteasomal protein catabolic process
Cellular component (GO): proteasome core complex
Source: RefSeq, a predicted model, not a curated record
CAUUUUCAUGCAUUUUCAUGUGCACGAGCACUGUGGUGCGAGAGUCAUUCCGUAAUAUCGAGAGGUUAACUCGUCGUUUGCUGGUUCGGUCGUGACAGGCAGUUUUGUUGUGUCGUUUAACGUUUAACUUAACGCUUACUAUCAAGAUAGCGGAUACAAAAGCGUGCGCACGAAAAUGGAAUGCUUAAUCGGUAUUCAGUGCAAAGAUUUCGUGUUAGUUGCCGCGGAUAUGACAACCGCACAGUCUAUUAUAGUUAUGAAAAGCGAUGAACACAAAAUUCACAAGAUCUCCGACAAGCUUGUUAUGGCGAUAUCUGGAGAAUCGGGCGACACUACACAGUUUUCGGAAUACAUUGGGAAGAAUAUUCAGCUGUACAAGAUGCGAAAUGGGUACGAACUAUCCCCCAAAGCUGCAGCUUGUUUCACAAGAAGAAAUCUAGCCGAUUAUCUUAGAAGCAGGACUCCAUACUUUGUCAAUAUGCUUUUGGCUGGAUACGACGACGAUUCGGGACCAGAAUUAUAUUUUAUCGAUUAUUUGGCAUCCUGCGUACGAGUCCCUUACGCCACUCAUGGAUAUGGUGGAAUGUUUUCUAUGUCUGUUUUAGACAGAUAUUAUAAAUAUGAUUGUACCGAAGAAGAAGCAUAUGUGUUAUUGAAGAAAUGUGUUCGAGAAAUUCAGAAACGGUUAAUCGUUAAUUUGCCAAAUUUCAAAGUUCAAAAGAUAUCCAAGGAUGGAAUUAAAGAUAUGCAACCAAUAACUGCUGAAAACUUGGCUGUGGAAAGUGCUGCUAAAGCAUAAAAGAAACGAUUAUUUUAUAUUUUAUUUUGUAGGAAAAAUAUUUCCAUUAUUAAAAAUAAAAGACGUAAAUGUAAUUUGA